AACUGCAUUUGAGGAGCGGACCAAUCGCCUUGCGAGUCGUGGUGCUCCGGCUCAGGAAUGCAUUUCGUCAACAAAUGUUAGCUUGUGGUUUCGCAUCAGCUGGAGCUGUCAGCCGUACCACCAUCGCCCCUUUUGCCAGCCACCAAUAAAAGGUGCCCCAAAAGAAGCCCCCCAACAAGGCAGCCAUGGCCACAGUUCAGUGUGUGUUGCUACUUGCUCUUCACAUUCUGCUUAUCUCGGAGUUCAUCCUGGCCAAGAGGGACUACUAUGACAUCCUGGGGGUGCCCAAGGAUGCCUCGGAGCGCCAUAUCAAGAAGGCCUUCCAUAAGCUAGCCUUAAAGUACCACCCUGACCGAAACAAGGGCCCAGACGCGGAGGCCAGGUUCAGAGAAAUAGCGGAGGCAUACGAGACGUUAUCGGACGACAAGAGGCGGCGAGAGUACGACCAGUUUGGCCACGGCCCGUCUUCAGGAGCGGGACACGGCGGCAGCGGCGGCAACUACAACUUCCGACAACACUACCAGUCUUUCAACUUUGACGACAUCUUCAAAGACUUUGACCUUUUCGGUCAACAGCAACAACAACACUUCCACUCCCACCACCAUCAAGCCCACCAGAAGAGAUUCUUCCGCAAUGCCCCUGGGAGCGAACAGCAGCAGAGGAGGCCCUUCAGAGGUGGACUGUUUGAUGACAUGUUUGAAGACUUGGAGAAAAUGUUCUCCUUUAAUGCGCACAGGACUGAGAGCAGGUUCCAGGGCUCGGCCAAGCAGCACUGCAGGACGGUGACUCAACGUAAGGGCAACAUGGUGACCACCUUCACCGACUGCUCCUGAGGACAAAAUAAGAGAGACUAUGCUUUUUACAAUUGAAUGCUAAUUUAUCACUUGUGUGGAUGGGAUUUAUACUCCAGGAACAAACAAAAAAGUGGGCAAACUUUCAAAUCUCAGGAAUUGGCAUAAGCUCAUUUGCAUUCUCUCCACACAGUGUGAAAAACAUUUGCAUAACAAGCACUUGCAUUAUAUAUUUGCUGUUUUGUUCAUGCUAAUGCUUAAAAAUACAAACAAAAACCUCAAGCUCAUUAGUGAAGCUGACCUAUUAUGUGCAAUAUUCAGCACCUUCAUGUUGCCUCUCAUUCACAGACUGAAUAUCAUUGUUUAACGUCUGCACUUUGUGUGUGUGUGUGUGUGUGUGAUGAUGAUGAUGAUGCUUGAAGAUGGAAUAAAAGGUUGCAAUACCA
This is a messenger RNA of Dunckerocampus dactyliophorus (ringed pipefish), 1237 nucleotides long. RefSeq names its product dnaJ homolog subfamily B member 9-like. Gene Ontology annotation, molecular function: protein-folding chaperone binding; misfolded protein binding. Bases 186 to 833 code for a protein of 215 amino acids. The record is from RefSeq and is a predicted model, not a curated record. Gene Ontology annotation, cellular component: endoplasmic reticulum. NCBI's taxonomy places the organism in Eukaryota, Metazoa, Chordata, Actinopteri, Syngnathiformes, Syngnathidae. The transcript is spliced from 3 exons.